Messenger RNA from Aureobasidium melanogenum CBS 110374, 1173 nucleotides. Its product is annotated as FMN-dependent alpha-hydroxy acid dehydrogenase. The record is from RefSeq and is a predicted model, not a curated record. Gene Ontology annotation, molecular function: oxidoreductase activity; FMN binding. Lineage: Eukaryota; Fungi; Ascomycota; Dothideomycetes; Dothideales; Saccotheciaceae. The coding region runs from base 1 to 1173 and encodes 390 amino acids. The transcript has 2 exons.
AUGCGCUCGCUUUUUAUUUCGUUGGCACUGUGUGCAGUCAGCACGUCUGCUGUUCAGAUCGAUACUGAAGGUCUUCCUGACACUGGGCUUGACACUUCAAGCUGGACGACUGGAACCUUACCUCCAAUUGAGGACCUCGUCGAUGCAAAUGACUUCCAGAUCGCCGCCAAGAAUGUCUUGUCCGACAGACACUAUGCGUACUACCGCACAGCUGCUUUGGAUGAGAUCACAUACAACGCCAACAUGCGUGACUGGAACAAGAUCCGAUUGAAUGGUUUCAGCUUCACCGACGUGUCAAAUAUCAACACAAAGACGAGCAUUCUUGGAUACGAGUUUGAUGCCCCUUUCUUCAUUGCUCCUGCUGCAAAAGCUGGGUAUGCAAGUAACGGAGCCGAGUCAAAUCUCGUGAAAGCUGCUGGAGCUGCAAAUCUCCUAUACGUACCAUCUAUCUCGUCGUCGCAAUCGAUUGAGGAGAUUGGUGCUGCAGCUGCGAGUGGACAGGUCAUGUUCCAUCAAGAAUACAUCUGGUCAGACAAUGCAAAGCUUCAAGACGAGUUGAAUCGUAUGAAGAAGGCAGGAUUCAAGGCCAUCUUUUUGACGGUGGACAACACGGGUGUCAAUGGAAUCAGAGAUCGUUACCUUCGUUUUUCUGCAGGUGGUGAUGCCGGUCACAGCUCUACAUUCACCAUUGAAUCAUUGAACAAGCUUCGAAACAUGACAACUCUGCCAAUCGUUCCAAAAGGUGUCAAGACUGCUCACGAUGUCAAGCUUUGCGCGGACCUUGGCUUCCCUGCUGUCUACAUCUCGAACCAUGGUGGUCGCGUUGUCGACAUGGCGCCUACGGCAGUCGAAGUGCUUCUCGAUGUUCAUCGCCUGUAUCCUGAAGUCUUUGACAAGAUUGAGAUCUAUGCUGAUGGAGGUGUACGUCGCGCAAGUCACAUCAUCACCUUGUUGGCUCUUGGUGCUCGUGCAGUCGGUCUGGGACGUGCACCAAUGUAUGCCAACGUCUAUGGCGAGCAAGGAGUUUCGAAGCUUUUGGAUAUCAUAAAGAAGGAGCUUACCACCGAGCUGGCAUUGAUCGGAGAGCCUAAUUCGAACAACAUUCGAGGAAACAGGACCUUUGUCAACACCCGACGAGUUGAGUUGGAGUUCUUUGGUGCACCUCUACCUUAA